ACAAUUUUUUCUGGCUGCUUUUCACAUGUGUCUGUGGAGUGGAUCCCAUAACAACGAAAAAAUCAACCCAAAAUAUGUGUGCAUAUAUAAACAUAUAUAGUAUAAUGCUUCAUCUCGGAUUUCGAACUUUGAUAACGAAGAGAGUAGAAAGAUUUUUCUGAACUAAAGCGUGAAAUAUUAUCCAAAAAAAAAAAAACUAAAGCGUGAAACAAUGAAGUGGGUAUUCUUCUUCUCUGUGAGUCUAUGGCUUCUUUUGAUGGGAGUAGCUAUGGCAGCAACUUCAGAUACUUCCGAAUCCGAAAGAAAGCUCGAUCAGACGCCCACAUGGGCUGUGGCCGGCGUUUGUGCCGUUAUCAUCGUCAUAUCCAUAGCCUUGGAAAAAGUUCUUCAUAAGCUUGGAACGUGGUUUACAGAUAGGCACAAAAGAGCACUGUUUGAAGCCCUUGAGAAGGUUAAAGCUGAGUUGAUGAUUCUGGGUUUCAUUUCACUUAUCUUGACUUUUGGCCAGAGUUACAUUGCCAGAAUAUGUAUUCCAAUUAAAGUAGCGCAGACCAUGUUACCAUGUGCUCUUAAGAAAGUGGACAAAUCUGAUGAAGAAGAACAUCGGCGGAGACUUUUAUGGUUUGAGCACAGGGUUUUAUCUAUUGCUACCUCUGUUCCUCAAUGCAAAACUGGAAAUGAACCUCUUAUUUCUGUUGAAGGAUUGCAUCAAUUGCACAUCCUCAUAUUCUUCUUAGCGUGUUUUCAUGUGCUAUUCAGUGGUAUCACAAUGAUGCUUGGGAGGCUAAAGAUCCGUGGAUGGAAGAAAUGGGAGCUGGAAACCUUAACCCAUGACUACGAAUUUUCAACUGAUCCUUCAAGAUUCCGACUUACUCACGAGACAUCAUUUGUCCGAGCACAUACCAGCUUCUGGACCAGGAUUCCAAUCUUUUUCUAUAUUGGAUGCUUCUUUCGACAAUUUUUUAAGUCUGUUAGCAAGUCAGACUACUUGACAUUGCGCAAUGGAUUUAUCUCGGUGCAUUUGGCUCCUGGAAGUAAAUUUGACUUUCAAAAGUAUAUCAAGAGAUCCUUGGAAGAUGACUUCAAGUUAGUUGUUGGAGUGAGUCCUGUCUUAUGGGCAUCGUUUGUGAUCUUCUUGCUGCUGAACGUUGCAAAAUGGCAGGCAUUAUUUUGGGCAUCUUUUAUCCCUCUCAUUAUAAUCUUAGCUAUUGGAAUUGAACUUCAAUCCAUCUUGACAAAGAUGGCUGUUGAAAUCACUGAGAGGCAUGCAGUAGUCCAGGGAAUUCCUCUUGUGCAGGGAUCAGAUAAAUAUUUUUGGUUUGGUCGGCCCCAAUUGGUCCUUCAGUUAAUCCAUUUUGCUUUGUUUCAGAAUGCCUUUCAAAUAACAUAUUUCUUGUGGAUAUGGUAUUCAUUUGGAUUGAAUUCUUGCUUCCAUUAUAACUUCACGCUUGCAAUUAUUAAAGUUUCUAUUGGGGUUGGUGUCCUAUGUUUGUGCAGCUACAUUACACUUCCACUCUAUGCCCUUGUAACUCAGAUGGGUUCGGGAAUGAAGAGAUCCAUCUUUGAUGAACAAACAUCCAAGGCCCUUAAGAAGUGGCACAUGGCCGUGAAAAAGAAGCACGGAGGAAGAUCACCCAAGACCCCCACUGCUACCCUUGGUGGUGGAAGCUCAACUAUAUCCAAGGUGUAUUCCUCAGGGCACACACUACACCGAUUCAAAACGACUGGUCAUUCAACCCGCUCAAUGCCCUAUGAUGAUUCCGAGAUAUCUGAUAUUGAGUCUGAUAUGAUGUCUCCCACUGCGACAACAAGCUUGAUUGUAAGAGUGGAUCACGAGGACGAAAUGGAAAUGAAUGAACACCAUGCCAGAGAACAGGAAACCAGAAAUGAAGAUGACUUCUCAUUUGUAAAGCCUGCUCCACCAAAGUAACCACAAUGGUAGCUGGCUUGCCGUUAACUGCACAUAAAUUAUUGUAUUGCGUUUUUUUGCGAUGCGAAUUAUAUGUACUAGCUAAAUGCAGUAUAUUUGUACAUUAUCAGUAAUGAUUCUUUUUCCAUUUGCUUCCUAGGAUUUUUUUAGGCUUAGAGUUUCAGUUAGUAUAAUUUAUAUCCAUGUUUAGAUUUUGGUUGGUUUUGUAGGGCAUAUGAUGUUGAAGUCUACCUGAUUACUUCAAAUCUCAUGCUCUUUAUUUUUGAAAGUUUCUCUUGUGACAUGAUAAAUAGUAGAUUGUUGCUCAUCAUUAUAUACUAGGCUAAGCAUAUAGUAUCGAUCAUAUUCUUUAAUGAAGGCUGCCUUUUAUUAUC
This is a messenger RNA of Humulus lupulus (European hop), 2304 nucleotides long. Its product is annotated as MLO-like protein 10. The record is from RefSeq and is a predicted model, not a curated record. Gene Ontology annotation, cellular component: membrane. The transcript has 15 exons. NCBI's taxonomy places the organism in Eukaryota, Viridiplantae, Streptophyta, Magnoliopsida, Rosales, Cannabaceae. Gene Ontology annotation, biological process: defense response. The coding region runs from base 212 to 1930 and encodes 572 amino acids.